UCAACAUAUACCUGAUGAAUUUUCUCUUGAAUAUAUUGAUGAAAAUCAUAUUGCUGCGUUCGAAAAAGCUCUUGCUGAGGAUCCUGAUAAAGCUUCAACGGAGCACAUUACUGCUAUGAAUGAUUUCAUGCCGAUCCAUCAAAGUGUUAAGAAAAAAGUAAAAGUACCAAACGGAUUUGAAGGUGUUUCCUAUCAUAUCGUUAGGUUUCCCAUGAUGUUGACUAUUUUUUUUAUCCUUACAUUCGAACUUGUUUUAUACAUUUUGGUACGUCAAAUUGUGAAUAUCUGGGAGUAUUGCGUUCAAUGGCGUGGUGAAAAAUAUUUACUACGUGAAAAACUUCGUCGAUCUACAACUUAUGAUGAAUGGAUUGCUGCUGCCAAAGAUCUUGAUUCAUAUUUAGAUUAUGAUAGCUGGAAAUAUGAAAUUCCAUUUGGAUAUUAUGAUUUUAACCUUUUGCAAAAGGUCAAUCUAGAUCUAAAGAACUUAAAACAAGGUCCAACCGAAAAUUUAGCAACGUUAAAAAGUGCUCUUCAACAUUGCAUAAAGAACAACUUUGCUGGUGUUGAAAAUGUUAGGCUAUAUUCUCAAACUUAUUAUGGAACUAAACAAAUUGUCGAAGAAUAUUAUGAUGAAGCCGCUGAAUCCCUUGAUGUUUUACGGACCACCAAAAGUUUGCCAUUUGAAGAAAAACGUAAACUUUUUAGAAACACUUAUAAAAAUUAUGGCAGAACAGCUUUAUGCCUCAGUGGUGGUGCAUGCUUCGAUUAUUAUCAUCUUGGUGUCGUUAAAGCUUUAUUCGAUGCUGAUAGCUUGCCCACAAUUAUCGCUGGUACCAGUGCUGGUGCAUUAAUUGCUGCCUUGGUUUGUGUGAGAACCGAUGAUGAACUGGCACAAGUCUUGAAACCUGAAUUAUGCCAACGUCUUACCGCUUGUUCUGAGCCAUUUCCCCAGUGGCUAAAAAGAUGGUGGUUAACG
Messenger RNA from Racocetra persica, 976 nucleotides. Lineage: Eukaryota; Fungi; Glomeromycota; Glomeromycetes; Diversisporales; Gigasporaceae. The record is from the annotation of a GenBank genome assembly.